CGCUUUUGUGUCGCCUUGUGGCAGGUCGCCUCCGCAGUCGGCUACUUGAUAUUCGAUACCUGAUAGCUGCGCUUCGCCGUCGCUCAAACGCUAAAACGCUCAUACGACCCGUUGGCCCGGUACGAGAAACGCAGGAAAAGUGCGCCAACUUUCGGGCAAACUGAACGGAAUUUGAAAGUGCGGCAGGAUAGGCGUUGUCUGGCCUCUUUGGAGGUCCUGCUGGCGCCAAGCAACGCCCUUGAGGAGCGCGCAAUGCGGCCGCACACAUAAAUUGCCAUUAAGCAAGGACAAGCGAAUUGAAAAAGAAAAGGAAAAAGUAAAAUUGCCAAACCAUCUGCAAUAGCAACAAAUAGCACGUGGAAACUUUGCUGGCCAGCGAGCCAAGUGGCCAACAAACAUAAACAAAGAGCGCGCACAUUUAUCUAUCCAUUGGGCUGAACUUUUCGCAAAAUGCCAGCGGGUCGAGUGGCUGGCAAGGCCGGCUACUCCAAUCACUACUAUAAUGGACGCUCGUACGUGGGCAUCAACGAGGAGAUCAUGUGGGUGAGCAUCGGCAUGGGCGUGACCAUAGUGCUCCUGAUCACCAUCGCCCUCUGCUACAUUGCGCGCGAGAAGUGCCAGAAGCGGCAGCGGGAGUACUACGUGACCGCAUAG
This is a messenger RNA of Drosophila santomea, 654 nucleotides long. RefSeq lists its product as uncharacterized. The transcript is spliced from 3 exons. The record is from RefSeq and is a predicted model, not a curated record. Lineage: Eukaryota; Metazoa; Arthropoda; Insecta; Diptera; Drosophilidae. The coding region runs from base 451 to 654 and encodes 67 amino acids.